CUGCUAGUAAGUAACUGCUAACAUUAUAGACUGGAUUGAUCCCCAAGUUCAGAGACUUGUAAUUGAGUGAAAGAUAGACAUUGAAAUCUUGAAGAAUUACACUGAAGUGCAAGCCAAAGUUAACCCUCUUCAAAUAAUGUUUGUUGAACUGAGAAGUUGCUAAUCCAAACCUCUAAUAGGACUUGUUAUUUGGGCAUCUUUCUGUCAUUUUUGUCUCUUGUUGUUACUCUGCUCUCUGUAUUGUCUUUCUAAGUCCAGAUGUUCUCAGACAAUUCACAUUGUCCUGAUUGUGGACAACAGUGGUUUCCUAGUUUAGAACUAGGCCACUGGUUGUACCAAACUGAACUUGUUGAAAAUGAAUGUUACCAAGUCUUUUUAGACCGUAUUAAUAGAGCAGAUUAUUGCCCUGAAUGUUAUCCUGAUAAUCCUGCUAAUAGAAGCCUUGUUCUUCCUUGGUCUUUCCCACUUGAGUGGGCUCCCCAAAAUCUCACCAGGUGGACCUUUGAAAAAGCUUGCCAUCCCUUUCUUCUGGGUCCUCCACUGCUUAGAAAAAAGAUACAUGACUCCAGAGUAGCUGGUUUUAACCCUGCAUUACAGUUAAUCUUGACCAGAACAGACAAAACCUUAAACAAAAAACUUGGCCAAAACAAGUAACUUCUAUAAUGGUCAAAAUCAUGGAAAUUCUAGAGAGUCUUGUGCUAGAAGCCUAAGGAAGAUGGAAAAAUAACUUAAUUUCUCUUUUUAUUCUCUUUUAUUUUUUGUUUGUGGUACUGGAGCCCAAUACCUGCUCUAGUAGACAAGUGCUUACCACCGAGCCGCCCCCAGCCUUUAUUUCUAAAUCUGAUCCAGAUGGUCACUAUUUUUGGGAACUCCUUAAAUUGUUGAGUCUGCUUCUGUGGUCUACACUUAUUUUGUUCAGCAUGAAUUUAGUCAGUAUUCCAGAGGGACUGUUCAUCUAGAACCAGACAAAUCCAUAAUCCUUAUAAAUGAUGUUUUAGAACUAGCUUGUCUCUCCUAAGAAGUUCCAGAGCCUAAUUACUGACACAUGACAAGAUAGUCUUAAAGGGCAGGCCUCAUACUGUGUGCCCCAUAAUUGUAUUUCUAGCAAUAACUUCUGUGGGAAAGCAUACUCACUGUAGUUGGUUUCUAGAUUAUUCCAAUAAAUUUUAAUAAGAAACUGUUGUUUUAAAUCCCCCUUUUCAUUAAUAAAUAUAUGUAUGUAUAUGUAUAUAUAUAAAAUUUAUUCAUAUGUAAUUGUUCAUUCCUCAUUGGUUUUGUUUGGCUCAUCCUUCGAGUGGUUGUCAAAAUAUUAAUAACUGGUCACUAUCAGAGAAGUCAUAUCUGUAAGGCAACACUUAACAUAGGUUACACAAAAAGAUGUAAGAAUGCUGCCUGUUUAUACUUACUUGGUUCUAUAUAACCAAAAACUAUCCUGUCUAUGUGGUGACUAAACUUAAAAUGUCCUGUCCUAGAAAUGAGAAAGUACCUAUAUAAUGAGAUUUAUGAAAAAAAAGAAUUAUCAAGAUUCAAUAUAUAUUCUGAACAGUAUUGUGGGCGCAUCUUUCUUAAAACUAAGAAAGCCUUGCUAGACAGUGGCCACAUUCUGGCCACUUAUUUAUGAAACUCCUGAAACCAGUGUUAACAGUUAGGUAACUUUGAAAAAGCUGUUUAAAAUCUCUCAGAAGCCACUGAACAAUUUUUAAAUUCCACUUAAAAUGCAAGGUAAUCUAGUGCUUGUGUGGCAGCUCAAAGAUGUUAUCGAAGACCCAUGUUCUUUCUGUCCUCCCCUGUUGGGAUCCUUAUGCCUGCUUUUUGUCCUCAUGGCUAUUUCCUCAAUGAGUGCUAUACGGUUUGUUGCACCAGACAUUUCAGCACCAAUCAAAAGCUAGAAGUAGGGAGCAGAGGGCUUUCUUCUUUCAAUUCUGGCCUUUAUUUGGGAAUAAAACUUUUCCCAAAAGUCCCUAGAAGAAUUCUUUUCACAUCUCAUUAGAAGGUACCAUUGCAUGAGUGUGGGAAAACCUGGCAAAGGGGAAUGGAAUUGGCAUUCCCCAGGUAAGGCACAUUGCCUCUGCUCAUAAAAUUAGAAUUCUUUCAGGAAGGAAGCAGUAGAGAAUGAAUGCUAUUGCUAAUGCAACAAAUCAUAUUUGCCACACAUUGUAAAAUCUAAAAGUUAUUUGUUUUUCUGUAUAAUGUACCCCAGAAAUUCACCCCUGUUAUCUGCCUUAAUGUCUGUCAUGAUGACGGUUCUCUCCUGUUAUUGCUGAAUAAACUGUGGACUGCUAAACUGA
This is a messenger RNA of Heterocephalus glaber (naked mole-rat), 2288 nucleotides long. RefSeq names its product torsin-1A-interacting protein 2. NCBI's taxonomy places the organism in Eukaryota, Metazoa, Chordata, Mammalia, Rodentia, Bathyergidae. The record is from RefSeq and is a predicted model, not a curated record.